This is a messenger RNA of Chlorella variabilis, 1239 nucleotides long. RefSeq lists its product as hypothetical. Gene Ontology annotation, molecular function: double-stranded DNA binding. Gene Ontology annotation, biological process: regulation of DNA-templated transcription. The record is from RefSeq and is a predicted model, not a curated record. The coding region runs from base 1 to 1239 and encodes 412 amino acids. NCBI's taxonomy places the organism in Eukaryota, Viridiplantae, Chlorophyta, Trebouxiophyceae, Chlorellales, Chlorellaceae. The transcript is spliced from 7 exons.
AUGGCGUUGCCCCUCGCCCACUCCACGCUGCUGAUGGACCAGCCGCGACUGACAGGGCUACCGGGGCCCCAACAGCUGCGAAUUCCCACCCCACAGGACCUGGAGCGCAUGCGUCGUAUGCGGCAGCAGCAGCGCCAGCGCCAACAGCAAGCUCCUCUGCGCCGGGUGCCACCGCGGCAGCCGCAGCACCACACGGUGCCGCCGCAAAAGCAGGACCAGCUGCAGCAACAGCAGCAGCAGCAGCAGCAGCAGCAGCAGCAGCAGCAGCAGGUGCUACUGCUGUACGAGCUGGGCCUGCGCGCUGCCGACUUCCAGCGCCUCACCGAGUCGCGGCCCGAAAUUUUUCAGAUGGGUAUUGUGACCAUGCGGCGCAAGCUCAAAUAUUUCCAAGACACCAUUGGCCUCAGCAAUUCGGAGCUCACCAAAGUGAUUGCCAAGUUCCCGCGCAUUCUGGAGUACAAAUCUGAGCGCACCAUCCGGCCGCGCCUGGAGUUCCUGCGGCGGUGUGGCGUGGAGCAGGAUGAUUUGGCCAAGGUGUUUAUGCGCGCCCCCAUGGCAAUGGAGCUGAGGGUGAAAGACACUCUGGAGCCACGGGCGGCCUUCCUGCGGGAUGUGCUGUGCCUGUCGUCGGGAGCGCUGGGCAAGCUGAUUGUGCGCCACCCACAGGUGCUGACUUGCACCGAGGAGAUGAUGCGGCUGCGGGUGGACUUUUUGCUGCGGCAGGGCCUGAGCCAGGAGGAGGUUGGCAGGGCGGUGUUGGCGCACCCGCAGGUGUUGCACUACAAGAUCGACAGCAUGCAGGAGCGCUUAGCCUACCUACAGUCGAUCGGGUUGGACCAGGCGCAGGUGGCAGCGUGCAUCUUUCGCUUCCCCCAGCUCUUCUCGCUCAACGUGGAGGCCAACCUGGCGCCCAAGUGGCGCUACCUAGUAGACUACAUACGGGCCCCCGUAGACGGCGUGGCCACCCUGUGCUCCUAUCCCGCCUACUUCAGCUUAUCGCUGACCAACCGGGUGGUGCCCAGGCACCGCUACUUCCUGCAUGUCCACUCACAGCGGCAGCCACGUGGUGGCAGCAACAGCGCUGCAAGUGGCACCCAGCCUGCAUUCCCAAUGAGCGCCCUUAAAUGCAGCGACACACAGUUUGCCAAGCUUUGCGGCACGCCCCUGGAGGAGUAUGAGGCCUUCAAGGCGCAGCUGUUUGGCGACGGUGCGGCUGGCGGCGACACACACCCAACCUGA